AUGGGAAUCCUAAGGAAGUCUUCAAGAUCUGGAGGUGUUCCAAAAGGCCAUUGUGCAGUAUACGUAGGAGAGAGUCAAAAGAAGAGAUUUGUCGUGCCAGUAUCAUACUUGAACAAACCAUCAUUCCAAGAUUUGUUAGCUCAAGCUGAAGAAGAGUUUGGCUUUGAUCAUCCAAUGGGUGGUCUUACAAUACAUUGCAAAGAGUGAACUCCACACUGUAUCUAGUAGAAUCGGAAAAGAGAUGUGAACUUACAUGAUUGUGAGUUCAAUUUGUGAAAUUGGCAUAUUCAGCUUAGUUUAUUUUGCUACGUUUUCUGUCUGAAUUUCUGAACUUAAGCAUCCAAUAGCUCCUACCAGAGAAGCAACCGAAAUGUUUGUGUUCUACAAAGAUACCAAGUAACGGUGCUCCGUGAUUUGGUUAAACUUGAGGCUGCUUUGCUCCAGUUCCAUCUAAGCAUAUUGUAGACCAUGGUCUUGUAAGUCUACAGAUAUGUGCUAUUUAAAGUCCUCUUAAUUUAUUAUAACUUG
This is a messenger RNA of Capsicum annuum, 528 nucleotides long. Its product is annotated as auxin-induced protein 15A-like. The coding region runs from base 1 to 207 and encodes 68 amino acids. Gene Ontology annotation, biological process: response to auxin. Lineage: Eukaryota; Viridiplantae; Streptophyta; Magnoliopsida; Solanales; Solanaceae. The transcript is spliced from 2 exons. The record is from RefSeq and is a predicted model, not a curated record.